AUGGCACCGCAUGGCAGAGCAAACAGAUUGACAAUUGCUGAAGCAGCAUCCUUGAAACCAGAAGAUCCAGGAACAACCGUCAGCUGUGAGGAUGUUUUUGAACCUAGAAGAGACGAAGAAGUCAGAACGCUGGUGACCAAAGGUGCCGCGGGCAUUGGGAAAACAGUCUUGACACAGAAGUACACUUUGGACUGGGCUGAAGGUAAAGCCAACCACAACAUACAGUUUAUCUUCCCAUUCACCUUCCGAGAGCUCAACUUGCUGAAAUCUCAAAACAUCACCUUAGUGGGACUCAUUCAUCACUUCUUUCCUGAAAUCAGAAAAGCAGGAAUCUGUAGCUUUGAAGAGUUCCAGAUUAUGUUUAUCUUCGAUGGUCUGGAUGAACUUCAACCUCCUCUGGACUUCCACUACACUCCGGUUCUGACAGAUGCUACAGAACCCUCCUCAGUCCACACGAUACUCGUAAACCUCAUCAGAGGGAAGCUACUUCCCUCAGCUCGUCUCUGGAUAACCACGACCCGCGGCAGUCCAUCAGAUCCUAUUCAGUAUGUUGACAGUGAGACAGAAAUCAGAGGUUUCACAAACCAGCGGAAGGAAGAAUACUUCAGAAAGAGACUCCAAGACAAGGAACUGGCCAUUCUGGAUCAGGUCCUGAAAGAUAAAGAGAAAACAGAGCUGCCCAACACCCUGACUGAGUUGUAUAUCCAUUUCUUGGUUGUGCAGGUCAAACAGGACAAUGCCAAAAAAAUAUCAGGGAUAGUCCUUCAGUUGAGAAAAGCAUCCGGAUGUUUUCACUGGCUGAGUGAACUGAAUGACCAUUCCCUAGAGGAAGAGAUUCAACAGUACCUGAGUGGAGAAGUCCUGGAAAAAGACCUCACCUCUUCUCAGUGGUUGUUUAGCUGUAACCUGUCGCAGAGAAGCUGUAUAUUCCUGGUGCCAAUGCUAACCGCUGAGAACUCUUGCCUCAGAGAGUUGGACCUGAUUGACAAUGACCUGCAUGAUGAAGGAGUAGAUUUGCUUUCUUAUGGACUCAGGAGUCCAACGUGUAGACUGGAGGUUCUCAGGUGAGUAUUUGGAAGAUUGAGGAAAUAAACAAUAACAUUAUUGUUCCAUUCUUUGUAUUUUUAAUAAGAAAAUUUAAUACCACUGAAACAACUGAGAACUGGCCAUUUCCUAAGAUGAAAAGAGGCCGGUUUGCCUAUUAUCCAUCCGUCCAUCCAUCCAUCUAUCCUCCGUCUGUCCGUCCAACAUCGUCUUCUGCUUAUCCAAAUUUGGG
Messenger RNA from Poeciliopsis prolifica (blackstripe livebearer), 1276 nucleotides. RefSeq names its product NLR family CARD domain-containing protein 3-like. Bases 1 to 1068 code for a protein of 355 amino acids. NCBI's taxonomy places the organism in Eukaryota, Metazoa, Chordata, Actinopteri, Cyprinodontiformes, Poeciliidae. The transcript has 5 exons. The record is from RefSeq and is a predicted model, not a curated record.